Messenger RNA from Pogona vitticeps (central bearded dragon), 1031 nucleotides. It is a transcript of the gene TMED6, whose product is annotated as transmembrane p24 trafficking protein 6. Lineage: Eukaryota; Metazoa; Chordata; Lepidosauria; Squamata; Agamidae. The record is from RefSeq and is a predicted model, not a curated record.
GCAUCCCCUGGCAGCAUGCUUGCACUGCUCUCCGUGGCUGCCCUUGUGGGCUUGCUGGGGGGCCUGGGGCUUGUCCAAGCCCCCAAGACCGAGCCCCUGAGCGGGGACCAGCCUCUCUUCCGCGGGGCAGACCAGAACGACUUUGCCAUAGUCAUCCGUGCAGGUGACACGGAGUGCUUCUGGCAGUUUGCACAUCAGACGGGCCAGUUCUUUUUCAGCUAUGAGGUGCAGUGGGCGUCCGGGAUCGGCCAGGACAGGCACAUCCUGGCAACGGCUAACAAUCCCAAAGGUUUCCUCCUCGGCACCUCCCAGGAUGUGCGGGGACAGAUCAGCUUCCUAACGGACGAGACAGGCUUCUACCAGCUGUGCAUCAGCAACCGGUACAACCGCUUUGGAUCCGUGCAAGUCUACCUUAACUUUGGCGUCUUCUACGAGGGCUUUGACCCACAACACCCACCACAACUUGAGGGAAAACAGCUCAACGACACCCUGGAGGCCAUCGAGGUGAGCACCAGCAAGUUGACGCUUUACAUCUUCCACAUGUGGCGCUACUACAGCGCUUCCCGGAUGAGGAGCGCCUCCGACUUCUCCCUGCUGCAGUCCAACUACCGCUACGUGAACUGGUGGUCGGCCGCCCAGAGCCUGGCCAUUGUCCUCUCGGGCUUCCUCCAGCUCUACGUUCUCAAGCGCUUCUUCAACGCGCAGCCCGCCAACAAGCCACGGUGCUAAGGCGGCUGUUCCGGGCAGGCCCAGAUGCCAGACAAACGGCCACGGGAAAGGGCGUUCGCUAUGCCUUCCCCUGAUCUGACUGAACGGCUGGCAAGGCAGGAACACCCACACACCAACCUCCGAUGAGCAGAGUGUUCUUGGCAGCCUUUCCAUCGGCUGGCCUUGCUCCUUUCUGGGAGCUUUGAAGGAUCUCACCAGAACAAGAAAAAUCCAUCUAAAAGCGGCUGCAAGACAAGCGACUAACAUGUCCUGCUGUUCGUAGGAGCCUGAUUUAGAAUAAAGCUUUCCUAGGUUAAAAGGCA